UGUGUGUAAGACGAGUCGGGUGAGAGUCUCACGGCGAUUAACACAAAUGACAAAGUAAGUAAGACUUUGCAAAUUAAUGGGCUCCUUGCAAAUUCACCAUGUGCAGAAAGUUUCACUGCUUCAGAUAACAAUAGUGAAUAUCAGACUUAAAUCGGAGUAGGAUUCAAAGUCAAGUAGUCUCAUUGGGACUACUUUUCUCGACUUUGAAUUGAAAUCCGCUUUCAUUAUCAGUCAUAAGUUAGCCUCAUUCUCAGCUAGAGUUAUAAAAAGUCAGUCUUUUCGAAUAAAUUGAAAUUUGCGUAGUAUAAUAUGAAGUGUUUUGGAGUGUUCUUAUUUUUGGGGAAAGAGUCAAAAUGGCAGAUAUUAUGGAGACAUUCGCAUUGCAUUUCUGCCAUCAUUCUUCUCCUCCUUGUUGGAUUGAUAGGAGGAGGAGAUGCGCAUAUUCACCGGCCUAGACCCCGUUCUCAGAUGUUGGAUAAUUCGGCUGAAGAUUGGAUGCACUCUUUUAAACCGAAUCCCAAGGAGAGAGCUGGAUCUGUAAAAUCUGAAGACUCCACCUUUUGGUACAACCAUGCUCAGAAUUCCCUGCGUUCCCAAAAAGUGAAUAUGAUUGAAAGAGUUGCAAAGAAUGUCAUCUUCUUUUUGGGCGAUGGAAUGAGUUUCGCUACGAUUACUGCUGCACGAAUUUUCAAAGGUCAACUCGAAGGCUCCCCGUUUGGAGAAGAGGCAGAACUUAAUUUUGAGCAUUUUCCACAUAUUGGGCUAUCUAAAUCGUUCUGCGUCGAUUCUCAAGUUGCUGAUUCAGCCUGCAGCAGCACUGCCUACAUGGGUGGGACGAAAGGAAAUAUAGCUACGGUUGGUGUCAAAUCACCAGUGACUUUUAGAGACUGCCGUUCUCAAAUGAAUCGGACCAAUCAAGCUACAAGUUUCAUAGCAUGGGCCCAGGCUGCAGGAAAGGCGACUGGAAUUAUAACAACGACACGAGUGACACAUGCCUCACCAGCCGGAGCUUAUGCACAUUCGGCUGAUAGAGAUUGGGAAAACGACAAGAUUAUGAGAGAUGCUGGAGAAAAUCCUGAUAAAUGCGACGAUAUAGCGGAACAACUUAUUUUUGGUGAAACUGGACGAAAUAUUAAUGUGAUAAUGGGCGGUGGGAGGCGAGAACUAACGCCUUCUUCCGUUAUGGACGUGGAAAAUCAAAGACCUGGACGGAGAGAGGAUGGAAAAAACCUGAUAGAAUAUUGGUUGAAGGGUAAACCGCCAAAAUCUUCGAAAUAUGUCUGGAAUCGUGAUCAACUCAUGAGCAUCAAUGCAAGUCAAGUGGAUAACGUUCUGGGGCUUUUUGCACAUGACCACAUGGAUUACGUCACCGAUGCGGAUGCUAAUGCGGAUCCCUCACUGCCGGAGAUGACAAAGGUGGCGAUUGACAUACUGAGCAAAAACCCGAAUGGAUUUGUCUUAUUUGUUGAAGGAGGGAGAAUCGACCACGCCCAUCACAGCACAAAAGCACAAAAAGCCCUUGUGGAAACCAUAGCUCUUGAUGCCGCUGUAGCAGCUGCACUGGAAAUGACUUCGGAGCAAGACACAUUAACAAUCGUAACAGCGGACCAUAGUCACGUGAUGACAAUUUCUGGAUAUGCCCAGCGGGGUAAUCCGAUCCUAGGAUUUUCAGGCAUCUCGGACGUUGACGAUCUUCCUUACACGACACUGAGUUAUGCCAACGGACCAGGAUACAAACAUCCGGAUGAGAACGGAGAAAGAUAUGAUCUCACGAAUGAUAAUUUGGAGGAUCCGAACUAUUCGCAAAUGAGUGGGGUACCUCUUCUCAGCGAGACUCACGGCGGCGAAGAUGUUCCAAUAUACAGCAAUGGUCCUUUUGCCCACAUGUUGACCGGAGUUAAGCAUCAAUCCUUCAUCCCCCACGCAAUCGCGUAUGCGGCAUGUUUACAACCUCCCGUCGAUGGGUUUGCUUUCCCUCCGCAUUGCAGGACUAGUAGUAUUGGACCUCUACAUCGGUGAAAGCCAGUGCUUUUUAUAGUAGUUUUUUUGUCGAAUUAUUGUGACACGACUUGAAAGUGAAUAAAAGUAUUUAGAUAUGAGGAAUUGCUUACACGAAUUUGAAGGCAAAUACCUUUGUUUUCGUAAAUUUUUUUGUAUAUGGACCUAACAGAAUUUUCGAAGCACUCAAUAAAAAGAAUUUAUCAUUUUUCUUAUUAAUAA
Messenger RNA from Folsomia candida, 2220 nucleotides. Its product is annotated as alkaline phosphatase. Bases 310 to 2019 code for a protein of 569 amino acids. Gene Ontology annotation, biological process: dephosphorylation. The transcript has 25 exons. Lineage: Eukaryota; Metazoa; Arthropoda; Collembola; Entomobryomorpha; Isotomidae. Gene Ontology annotation, molecular function: alkaline phosphatase activity. The record is from RefSeq and is a predicted model, not a curated record.